This is a messenger RNA of Dovyalis caffra, 210 nucleotides long. The record is from the annotation of a GenBank genome assembly. Lineage: Eukaryota; Viridiplantae; Streptophyta; Magnoliopsida; Malpighiales; Salicaceae.
AUGACAUGGAGAAGCUUCAGAUCGAAUCGAUUGGACGAAGGAGAAGUUGAUCAACAUUGGACCAAUCGGAUUGAACUAGCGAAGGGUCGAUUGGAUGGGAUUGAGCCGUUGGAUGAACCGGAUUGUGGAUGGCAUGGGGCUGAUCGAUUGGAGGUGGACAACAUGGUCGCUAAACCGACUAAAGGUGUAAAACGAAUUGGACUAGGUUAG